CAAGCCCGCCGCCGCCGGCACCACAAGACGCAGAUCUGGCCGCCGCUCUGACGAAACACGGACGCGUCGAAACGGGGUCGUCUCCCCGGGAUUGAAACGCUCACCGAACGCAUUUCGACACGAUUCAAGCCGCCGCCCAAGAUGCAUCCGAGGUCACGCAUUCGCGGACGCGAGCCCCCGCCGCCCUCGCCGUCGGGAGGACGAUACCGCCGCCGAUCUCCACCGCCGCUGGCGCCCUCCCCGAGACACCACCGCCGGGCCCGUGACCCGCCGCCCCUGCCGCAGAGGCGCACUCCAGAACGGGCCCCGCCGCCCCUGCCGCAGAGGCGCAGCCCCGAACGGCUGCCGCCGCGGCGCCUGCUGCUGGACGACAAGCCAGCGCCGCCGCCGCCCGCGCUCCUCGUCCCCGCCGCCGACCGCCGCUGGCGGGCUGACAUCCUCCUCGAGGCCGGCCGCCUCGCGGCCCACUACCUGGUCGCCCAGGGCGUCCUCCCCGAGCACGUUCUCCACGCCCGGGAAGACCCCAGCCCCAAGAACGCCAACACCAACACCAACCACACCCCAAGCCCUCGCCCGGAGGUCCCCGCUGUCCACGCCGCCGGAUACGCCAGGAAGCGGGACGACGAACCGCACCCCGAUGACGACCCCAGGUGGCCACGCCGGAACGGCGCCGGCGGCGGUGGAGGGGACUGGGUCCGGGACAAGAGGGAGGAAGACGACAGGCUGGCCCGGGCUAGAUCCGGCUGGGACAGAAGGACCCAGAGUUUUGACGGGAGACGCAGGUAUAAUGACGGAGGAGCAGCAGGAGGUGGUGGUGCUGGUGGUGGAGCAGACUGGGGCCGCGACAAGAGGGCUGACGGCGGCGGUGAUAGGCUUGCUGACCGGGGCAGUGGCGAUAGGCUUGCUGACCGUGGCGGCCGCCGGGGCAAUGCGUAUGACGACAAGAGGAGGCCUGCCAUGGCGCGCUCCUACUCGCAGAACGACCGCAGGGCCUCCAGCGACGAUCGUCGGCCCUCUGUGGACCGCAGGCUGGACCGGAGACGGAGGAGCCGGAGCCGGAGCAGAAGCAGAAGCAGAAGUAGAACCAGGCCCAGGAACUCUUACGCUGGCGGCCGGAGGGAUUCAGACUGGCGACCACAAAAUGGUGAUUUGGAUCAGGGCAAGGUGCCGGAGCCUACAACUGUUGCUACCGGUGACGGUUAUCUGGACCGCGACGAUGUCGACCAUGCGCCAAGUAACCUGAAGGGACCUCGCUCGGUGGUGGUCAUGAAGGCGGAUGACAGUGCCAGCCAUGAAUAUGAAGAGGUGGUGGUUAUGGAGGUGGAUGCCGGUGCCAGCGAUGAAGAUGAAGAGGGGAUGGUAUCGGAUGAUCAUGGCGAAGAUGAUGGUGCCAGCUACGAAUAUGAAGAGGUGGUGGAAUCAGAGGAAGAUGAUGGUGCCAGCCAUGAGGAUGAAGAGAUGGAAUCAGGGAAUCAUGGUCAAGACUUUCGUGGAGUCAAGGACGAUGAGGCUGCUGUUGCUGGCUUGAAUGAUGGGGUUGAAAUAAAUGCCAGGCACCAACCAUCCAUUGUGGAUGUUCAUCCAUCAGAGCCUGCUGAGGAACCGGUGCAUAUGCAGUCCCAGCUGAGCCCUGUGAAGGAGGACACGGAGGCUGGCAUUGCGCGGACGGAUGUAUGCCUGAUUCAACCAGUAGCUGAGAACAGUGGUUGCUCUGAAGUCAGAGCUGAAAUGGAGGCUCCACAAAGUGAACUUGAAACUACACUUCAUGAGGAGAUUCCACAAAAUGAACUUGAAACUGAACUUCCAGAGGAGAUUCCACAGAAUGAACUUGAAACUGGUGCUGGUGACCCUACCAAAGAUGAAGAAGAGCUGCCAGCUUGGUUUGGGAUUUUUGAUCUCAAUGUUACUGGAGCUCAUGAGACAGGUCAAAUGUCCGAGAUUCCUGGUGAUCCUCCUGAAGAUCAUGUUCUUGAUUCUGUGCCUGAUCUAGAUGGUCAAAUGAGUGAACAAGCAAACUAUGCUACUACAGAAACUCAAGUUCAAGAAGAACUUGCAGAUGAAGAUGAUAACCACCAGUUGGAGGAGGACAGUAAGGUUCUUCUGAAUCAGGAUAUUGGUACAUAUGACUCGAAUGAGAAUGACCUGAGCAGUGAGCAGAUGCUUAUAGAUCAGGGAGCUAAUGAACAUGGACAUGGUGAUGAACAGUUGGAGGAUGAGCAAAAUCUUGUAAACAAUGAAGAAGAACCUCUAAAGCAAGAUGCGGAGGAGCACAUGGAUAAUAAUCACCAGUUGGAGGAUGAGCAAAAUCUUGUAAACAAUGAAGAAGAACCUCUAAAGCAAGAUGCGGAGGAGCACAUGGAUAAUAAUCACCAGUUGGAGGAUGAGCAAAAUCUUGUAAACAAUGAAGAAGAACCUCUAAAGCAAGAUGCGGAGGAGCACACGGAUAAUAAUCACCAGUUGGAGGAUGAGCAAAAUCUUGUAAACAAUGAAGAAGAACCUCUAAAGCAAGAUGCAGAGGAGCACAUGGAUAAUAAUCACCAGUUGGAGGAUGAGCAAAAUCUUGUAAACAAUGAAGAAGAACCUCUAACGCAAGAUGCGGAGGAGCACAUGGAUAAUAAUCACCAGAUGGAAGAUGAGCAAAUGCUUGUAACCAAUGAGGAAACACCUCUAAAGCAAGAUGCAGAGGAGCACAUGGAUCAUAAUCGCCAAAUGGAGAACGAGCAAAUGCUUCUAAAUGAGGGCACUGCUUUGCAAGUUCUGGCGAAUCACCAUGCACAUGGUGAGCAGGUUCUACCAGAUCAUGCUACAGAUGAGCAUCCUGACGUUAAUCAGCAGACAAAGAAUGAGCAAAUGCUUCUACAUCAUGUUACAGGUGCACAUGAUUUGGAUCAUUCCGACCUGAAUGGUGAACAGAUGAUUCAGAAUGUGGAUCAUUGCGACCUGAAUGGUGAACAGAUGUUUCAAAAUAUUUGUGCAGAUAAAUCUGCAGCAGAUGCGGGUCAGUUGAAGGAUGGGCAGUUGCAUUUAGGUCAGGCUGCCGAUGGACAAGCUGCGGUUCACAGUCUGGAAAAUGGGCAAACGAUCCCUGUAAUUCGUCUGGAAGAUGAUGACGAAGAACAGUCUGACACAGAAGAGUUUUUAGAUCCCAAGUAAGCCUUUUAAGAUUAUUUUAUCAUAGGCUCGAGGUGGAGAGGACAGUCCUUCACACUGGAACAUGUCCACUAUACAGAAGACGCAGAUAAUGUUCUACUCUCAAGAGGAGAAAGCCUCAGUUUUUCCCGACCAUUGGAUUAACAUCCCAGCAGCUUUUCAUCGGUUACACCAAAAUUUGGAAAUAUGUGGACUGGAAGGGGUGCUGUCAAUGCACAGAGGUAAUCAAUGCAUGGGACCUGCCACCAUCUGAGCUCGGGAAAUCCUCACUUUCGUUCCGGCCUACUGAUAUCAUCCUGUACCAUGGGAUGGCUGCAUGAUUGAUUAAGCUAGUUGCCCGGUCACCGAUCUGUAUGUUGUGCAGUAGUUUUCUCUUUAGAUCCCUAGACUAGAAGUCUCAUUUUUCCUUGCUGGUCCGGUGAACCUCCCUGCCUAGAUAUUAGCUGAUGUCAACAUUAUAGAUUUCACCUGGGUAAUAUACCUUGUAGUUCGACAGUAGCUCAAUACACUUUGGCUGCAACCGCUAAGAGUUGGUCCUAUUCAUCUAACCAUUCUAUUAUCUUGUUAUCCUGAUUCACCUUGUGAAGUGCAAAAAGGCGGAUCUAUAGAUGCACCCAGGAAUCGCGAAGGUGGGUGGAAGUUUUGUGAUGCUUUAUACAAGGGAUACUUGAAAGGUGGGCAGAUUACAAACUACUAAGUUGAUUUUAACGGUGAUAUUUUAUGCUAUGUGUUGCAUUAUAAAAAGCAUAAGGAAGUCCUCGUUAUUUUUUGCAGUGUACAUGUCUUAACAAGCUCUUCUUGGAAGUAUUAUUCAUUUGAAUUGGUGGCUGAAAUGUUGAGCCUUCUCUUAACUUUUAACGUACAUUAGUAUCCAGCCUAACUUCAGAACAGGUUUAAUUAUUUUAUGUGGAUCAUAGAUCCUCAAGAAUCUACAAAAAUGCGGUGUCUAAGUCUUGCUCUAAAUUUAAUCAAGUCAAACAAACAUUUACUUUAUUGCCUCUUGACAAGUUCUGCAUCCAAAUUUGUGACAUGUUAUUUCAUGGUGACACACAUUCAGCACUGUGUGAACUCUUGUUUGUAAUGGACGUAUUCUCUUCAACUUUCCAUGCUUUUUAUAUUCAGCGGUAACUGUUUUCGUAUUGUGCUUGAUCAAACCAAUAGUUCCGUAUGCAAUUCCUAGAUGAAUCUACAUUACAAAGGCUAUUAUAUCCAGAACUGUACGGAAUCGUAUAGUAAAUAUAACCGGGCCUCUGAGAUCGUUCUUCUUGCAGCCUCUGAGCUUGAGCCUAGUAAUGAACAUGUUCGGCAGAAUAUUGAGAAAACUUUAGGCUGCCAAAAAGAAGCUGGUUGAACAGCGAGCUGCCGAGCUCCACCAGGGCAGAAGACACAUGCACGCCAGUGCCAAUAUAUACACCCGCAGUUUGCUGGCCAAGGGAGCAGUGGUGUUCCUUUCACAGUAUUCCCUCCUAGAAAUGCUCCUACUUCGGAAUUCUUGGCCAAUAUCAUGUAUCAUGGGGUCUAGUCCUAGUCAACAGCCAUCUCAGCAUUCCAUAAAUGUAAAUCUGAAUGACUUUUUCGGUCAUGCAAACGUCCAUGGGAAAGGUCAAGAACCAAUGAUCUGGAAUCCAGGCAACCAUCCUCCACCAGCCUCUUUCCCAGCCAACGCUGCAGCCCUCCUGCUUUCCCCUUCACGGGCUCAGGUACGGAAGCAAAUUGCACACAGCAGGCUUCAGGUGGACAUGGCGGAGAGCAUGGUGGACCAGGUGCCCAGACGGGUGUGGGCGUCUAAGUGAAUCUGGAAGGACAGGAGCUGGCUGCCGAGGCUCUGAGAGCGGUGCGUGAUGCAGAUGUUUGGCUGCAGAUGAGCCUGCCCAAAUGAAGGUGCACCAGCUAGAGGACCAGGUUCAUCUUGAGAAGCCAAAGAAGAAAGUGUGUAAUGUUGUUCAUAGUCGAAUACCUUGGCAGUCUCAUAUUAUCAUGUUGAUCUGGUGAUGUUUUUUCCUUUGCUGUUCAAACAGGGACUUGCCUGUCACCUGUUCUCUACCGCAUCAGCCUCCUCUCUGCAUCCAAGCAUCAACAUACAAUUCAUUAGUCCAUGCCAAGGCUCGUGUGAUGAAUGUAAAGCCAUGGCCUAGCUAGCAUAGUUUUGUGUUAGUUGGCAAAAUAUGGUACUUGUGAAUCUUUCCAACUAUUUGCAUCGAAUUCCCCAAAUAUAGCUAGCAAUGUGUAUGUUCACAGCUGACUCUGACCUGAUAUACAUGUGUGAUGUAAAUGUGCGCAUCUAUGUAUGUCUAGUUUGAGGGGCUGCACGAGGGCAAGUGUGUCCUGUCUCUUUGUUUGAUGUAGCAGAUGACAGAGAGUUGCUGAUGAAUGAAUGCUUCCAGCGUGA
This is a messenger RNA of Lolium rigidum, 5539 nucleotides long. RefSeq names its product trichohyalin-like. Bases 142 to 3153 code for a protein of 1003 amino acids. The transcript has 5 exons. The record is from RefSeq and is a predicted model, not a curated record. NCBI's taxonomy places the organism in Eukaryota, Viridiplantae, Streptophyta, Magnoliopsida, Poales, Poaceae.